GUUCGCAUGCUGGGCUGGACAGAACACCACAACGAGUAUCUAGAUAGCUAACGUUACGAGGAUUGGGCGUAGUCCAAAGACACCUAAAUUGGGCUUCAUCACAUUUUGAGGAGAAGGUGUCUACAACCUAACACGUUUUGAUAGCCAAACGGCGAGAUAAAUUGCUCAUAAUGGCCUCGGAAGAGCUUUAUGAGGUUGAGAAAAUUGUGGACAAACGGAAGAACAAGAAGGGAAAGAUGGAGUACCUGGUCCGCUGGAGGGGGUACGGAUACGAGGGGGACACCUGGGAACCCGAGUCGCACCUCUCCGCCUGCAUGGAGUUCAUUCACCAUUUUAAUCAGUCACACGGCGAAAGACCGAGAGACGGCAGUUUACUGCGCUCCACUCAAAGCUCUCCCAGCAUGGCCCACAGCCACAGUUCGAGCAACAACGCCCGCAAACAGAUCUGCAGGCCUCAGCCACUCUGCGGCAAUAGUGGAGCAGGAAGCCAUGCUCUAGUGAAACCCGCCUCUUCGCCCACCACAGCCGUCUCCAAACGGCCGCAGCAACCGCAGUUGCCACCACUUGACUCUAGCCUGGCAAAUUCCAAAACGGACACGCAGCUUAUCUUGAGCCAGAAGUACAGUGAUUUCACUACCUCUGCCAUUUCUAGUCCAAGCUUUACAAGUGGGCCCGCUGCUUCUCCAGUGGGCACGGCGCGUCGGAGUAUGGACCUGGCCAAGUCCGGGAUCAAAAUCCUGGUUCCCAAAAGCCCCAUGAGCAGCUGGGUGGACUCUGAAGAGUCGCCCAGCGAGGCUGCCCACAGUCUGGAUCAGGGGGGUCAGGAGCAGGACUCUGUGCCCCCAGAGGUGGCCCUGUUGGAAAAGCCUCUGGGGUUGCUGCUGGGGCCCGGGGAAGAAAGGGCACGCAUGGGGACUCGGCCCAGGACUCAAAGCCAAGUCCCAUUGAUCCCUCAGCAAGUCCCCGUAACACCCGCAUCCAUACGCACCCUCAAUGGGAAAGGUACAUCGACACUCAUGGAGGCUUUGGCAGCCAACGGGACGGCUAACCUGCAGAGUGCCGUGGCGCGAGUAACCGCUGUCUCCGGAGUGGCGGGGAAACGGCGCUUCGAAGAGCAGCGCUCGGUCUUCGACAAGCGCCUUCGGUUCAGCGUACGGCAGACGGAGAGUGCCUAUCGCUACAGGGACCUCGUCGUCAAGAAGCAGGACGGUUUCACCCACAUCCUGCUCUCCACCAAGACCUCGGAGAACAACUCGCUCAACCCCAACGUGAUGAAGGAGAUACAGAGUGCCAUGGCCACAGCGGCAUCAGACGACAGUAAGCUGGUCCUACUGAGCGCCGUAGGUAGCUUCUUUUGCUUCGGCCUGGACUUCAUCUACUUCAUCAGGCGGCUCACCGACGACCGUAAGAAAGAGAGCAUCAAGAUGGCCGAGACCAUUAGGACAUUCGUGAACACUUUCAUCCAAUUCAAGAAGCCUAUCAUCGUAGCCGUGAACGGACCGGCCGUGGGCCUCGGAGCCUCCAUCCUCCCGCUGUGUGACGUGGUCUGGGCCAACGAGAGAGCCUGGUUCCAGACGCCUUACACCACCUACGGACAGACACCCGACGCCUGCGCCUCCAUCACCUUCCCUCGCAUCAUGGGCGUGGCCUCGGCCAAUGAGAUGCUGCUGAGUGGGAGGAAGCUGACGGCCCAGGAGGCCUGUGCUAAAGGGCUUGUCUCCCAGGUGCUGUGGCCCGGGACUUUCACUCAGGAGGUGAUGGUUCGCAUUAGGGAGCUAGUCUCUUGUAAUUCAGUUGUCCUGCGGGAGUCCAAAGCACUGGUCCGAAACGCAAACCGGGCCGCCCUGGAGCAGGCCAACGAACGCGAGUGCGAGGCGCUGAAGAGAGUUUGGGGCUCCUCGCAGGGGAUGGACUCCAUCCUCCAAUACCUGCAGAAGAAGAUAGAUGAGUUUUAAGGAAAGCAUGUAUCCCCCAUGUUCCCAAGCCCCAUUCAGUGGCGGAACCAGACAAAGAGCACUGGGAGUGCAACAGGUUCAAUCUGCAAUCUGUGUGAUCUAUUGUAUGUGUGUGUGCCCAUUGAGAUGUUGCUGCUGGACCUUUAAAUCUUCCUAGCAUCCUGGUGACCAUGUGUUGACCCUUUACCCAAUAACCCCCGGCCUUUGACCCUUUACCCCAGUGGUUCCCAACCCUGGUCCUCCAGUACCCCCAACAAUACACAUGUUUAUUGUAACCUUGGACAAGCACACUUGAUUCAACUUGUAAACGAAUCAUCAAGCCCUCAAUGAGUUGAAUGAGGUAUGUUUGUC
Salvelinus namaycush (lake trout) is the source of this 2306-nucleotide messenger RNA. RefSeq names its product chromodomain Y-like protein. Gene Ontology annotation, molecular function: transcription corepressor activity. The transcript has 7 exons. NCBI's taxonomy places the organism in Eukaryota, Metazoa, Chordata, Actinopteri, Salmoniformes, Salmonidae. The record is from RefSeq and is a predicted model, not a curated record. The coding region runs from base 171 to 1955 and encodes 594 amino acids. Gene Ontology annotation, cellular component: nucleus.